Messenger RNA from Leguminivora glycinivorella, 1462 nucleotides. RefSeq lists its product as uncharacterized. Gene Ontology annotation, cellular component: extracellular matrix. The transcript has 10 exons. The coding region runs from base 67 to 1407 and encodes 446 amino acids. The record is from RefSeq and is a predicted model, not a curated record. NCBI's taxonomy places the organism in Eukaryota, Metazoa, Arthropoda, Insecta, Lepidoptera, Tortricidae.
CACAUUCGUAAACUUGCUACCGAGCGCACUCUUUUCGGUUUGUGUGGUGAUUUUGUGGUUCGAGAAAUGGCCUUCAAGUUGACAAUCGUAGCCCUGGCGCUGGUGGCGAGCGCGCACUGCCGCAUGUUCACAUACGUCCGGCCGGCCGAGUCCAAGUCGGCUGCGACUGCGACCGUGCAGAGCGCGCAGCCGCGCCUCGGCUUCGACCACCACGUCUCCGAGGACGAACACGUCGACUAUUAUGCGUAUCCAAAAUACGUCUUCAAAUAUGGGGUGAACGACUUCCACACUGGUGACAUCAAAACUCAUCAUGAGAGCCGCGAUGGUGAUGUAGUCAAAGGACAAUACACAGUCGUGGAGCCGGACGGUUCCCUUCGCACUGUGGACUACACGGCCGACAAGCACAACGGGUUCAACGCCGUCGUGCACAAGACUGCGCCCAUCUCCCAGCACGAAGCAGCCCUCCUACAUCACCACUAUCGUACUGUGUCUCAGAAGGCCUUAUUCACGAUUUUGCUAACCGCCGCGUCCGCGCAAGGAAACUUCAUUUUCGGAAGCGGAGCCCAAGGCUGGCGCUCACUGACAAAUAAGGCCACAUAUAAGUACCCGUGCACCCUCUAUUGUCUUAUUCAGGGAUCAGACAGUAAGCCUGACAGUCGCGUUGGAUAUUGCAUAAUGUAUAGCUUAGAGUGUGCAACUUUAGUGGUGAUCGCUGUGGUGGCUCAGGCGGUUCCUAAUCCUAAAUAUAAAGGAGUUUUUCAGGGUGCUGCAGAUGUUGGGAGCUAUGAGGGAUAUUAUCAAGAUCGUCCCAGAUACGCCUUCAACUACGGAGUCGCAGACCACAGCACCGGCGACGUGAAGUCGCAACACGAGUCACGAGACGGCGAUGUUGUCAAAGGACAAUAUUCCCUAGUGGAACCCGACGGCUCCGUCCGAACAGUCGACUACACGGCAGACUCGGUCAAUGGGUUCAACGCCGUCGUCUCCAAAAGUGGACCAAGUUUUCACACCCCACCUCAUGGUCAUCACCAACCUCCACCGCAGCACAUUCCUCAACACAUACCUCAGGGACACCAUGGGAUCCCUCAGGGGAUACCCCAAGGGAUACAGAGUAUACCUCAAGGGAUACCCCAAGGGAUACCUCAUGGAAUACCCCAAGGGAUACCUCAAGGGAUAGCCCAAGUGAUACCACAAGGAAUACCACAUAGACUACCUCAAGGAGUAAUUAGUCGUGGACCAGUUGUGCGAUAUUUGGAAAAAGCUGUGCCUGUCCCUGUAGAAGUUUAUUCUAAGAGACUAUUUGGACCUGCUGGCCCUAUUUUCGCCAAGGUUGGCCCGCAGUUCCCCGACUAUGAUGGAUUCGGCAUCGACGAGUAUGAAGUACCCUACCCUUUUCAGUUUGAAUAGCUAGUAGGUUAAAAAUAUCUAUAGUUAAGUUUAAUAAAUUAUUUAACAUAUUUAA